AUUAAAAACCCCAAUAUCCUAUCAUCCACCGAAACAUAUAAAUAUCAUCUAGAUUCUUCAGAAAGUCAAUCAAUUUUCACCACCGAUUUCGCUGAGUUAGCUCAUCAACGAUUUUUUUUAGAUAAGAUAUAUCCCUCUGUUUUCCUCUGUUUCUAGAUCCCUCUGUUUUCCUCUGUCUCAAUCCCCAUGGGAAGACCAAAGAACCUGAGAGGCUUCUUUGAGAUAAUCAAAGACAAAGCAACAAUAAGCAAAGAAAUAAUCAUCUCCAAACUACCCAACAAUACAUCUUCAUUAAACCUUGCAAUUCUCAGAGCAACUUCAUCAGAACAAUCAUCCACACCGCCUCAUGAGAAUCAAAUCAUUUCUAUACUCUCUUUCGGUCAUAGUUCUCGGAACACAGCUUCAUCUUGCAUCGAAUCGUUAAUGAAUCGAUUACAUCACACUCAUAACUCGUAUGUAUCAACCAAAUGUCUUAUUAUUAUCCAUAAUAUAAUCAAAAGAGGUUCUUUCAUUCUUCAAGAUCAGCUCUCGAUAUAUCCAUCAAAUGGUGGUAAGAAUUACCUUAACUUAUCGAAUUUUCGUGAUAAUUCGGAUCAGGAAACUUGGGAAUUGUCUUCUUUGGUUAGAUGGUACGCUAGGAUUCUUGAGUCUCUGUUACUUACUUCUAGAGUUCUGGGUUUCUUCCUUUCUUCAGAAUUCAAGGGUCCUGAUUCAGACUAUUUCUUGUACUACAAGAGUGAUAAGCACAAAAGAGAUGGGGAUGAAGAACAUGAAAAGGAAAAGGUAAGUGCACUUUUGAAUGAAGAACUACUGAAAGAAAUUGAAGUUGUUGUUGGAUUGAUUGAAGAAAUUUCAAAAGCAAGUGAGUUAUUGAAUUUGAAACAGAGUAAAUUAGUUUGCCAAGUUAUGAAUUUAGUAAGUGAAGAUUUUUAUUCAGCUCAGAAGAGAAUCGUGAUCAGAUUGAAUGAAGUUAAAGAAAGAAUGAGUAAUUUUAGUUUUGGUGAAUCGGUUGAAUUCAAUUGUGUUAUGAAGAGGCUGAAGAAUUGUGAAGAGAAGGUUCUGUUCUUGUUUUUGAAUCAUAAAUGGAUUGGUUUUUGGGAUUUGGUUGAUGAAUUGAUGAGAGAAAAGAUUGGAACAGAGAAAGAUGGUGGGAGAUCAGUGAUGGUGAUGAGUCGAAAAGGUAGAUCUAGUGAGUCAGCUAGGUAUGAUCAACGAGAUUUGAGAUUGGACGAUUUUCGGUUCUCUUCUGGUAGGUUUGAUCUCAAUCGGGUUCAGUCCGGUUUGAGGUUUUUGAAUAUUUGAGUGUCGGUGUCGAUGGAUUAGGUGAGUUUUAGAGGUUGUUUGGUCUUGGAGUUGGUUGUAAAAUUUGUAUAAACUUUGUAUUUAAUUUGGUGGGCAAGGCAAUAAACAAAAUGAAGUCAACAAAGGAAAA
Messenger RNA from Papaver somniferum (opium poppy), 1432 nucleotides. Its product is annotated as putative clathrin assembly protein At4g40080. Gene Ontology annotation, biological process: clathrin-dependent endocytosis; vesicle budding from membrane; clathrin coat assembly. Gene Ontology annotation, cellular component: clathrin-coated vesicle; clathrin-coated pit. The record is from RefSeq and is a predicted model, not a curated record. Bases 187 to 1302 code for a protein of 371 amino acids. The transcript has a single exon. NCBI's taxonomy places the organism in Eukaryota, Viridiplantae, Streptophyta, Magnoliopsida, Ranunculales, Papaveraceae. Gene Ontology annotation, molecular function: 1-phosphatidylinositol binding; clathrin heavy chain binding; phosphatidylinositol-4,5-bisphosphate binding.